UCAGGAGGUGAGAAUGGGAAAAAUGGAUGGAAACGCAAACGCAAUGGACGACCAACAAAACCCACAAGACCCAAGGCCCUCUCUCUUCCCUGUCUUUCCUGCCGCCGGCGCUGCCGCUGCCGCUGCCACUGCCUCUGCUACUGCCACUGCUACUGCUACUACAGCUGCUACUACUAGUGCCCCCCAAUGGCUUUGCAACCCUAGCUUCACGAGCGGCCUUUCCCUCAUUAACGACGCCGCUUCCUCCCUUCCCCGCGCUCUGAACGUAGAGGAAGAAGAUGAAGAUGAAGAUGAAAAUGAAGAAGGAAAGCAACAACAGCAGCAGAAGAAUUACCAUUCUUAUGAGCUACUUGAGGAAGAAGAAGAGGAUGAGGAAGAUUCUGAUUCUGAUGGAGAAAAGUACGACGAGAGACAAAAGAAUAAGAAAAAGAGUAAGAAGAGGAAUAAGAAGAGAAGGAUAUUGAAAGAACUCGGUGAUUCCAAAUCCAUUCAUGCUAAAGAUUAUUACUUUGAUUCUCAUCCAGAUCAUGAUAACUUGGCCUACGGCUCUCUCUACCGGAUGGAUGUUCCACGCUAUAAACUUUAUAGUCCUCAACAAUUAUCUGCAUUUUUAUCCCAAGGGUUGUACCGUUGGACUCAGAGGGCUUCAACAUUUGAUAAGGAUGCUGAUAUUGAUGCCCUGGAUACUAAACUAAAGUCUGCUGGUCGAUACUGGUCUCCCAACAAUGCUGCCCUCGAACGCCAUAACAACUUAAAGCGUCUUCGCCUUUUUGCCCCCAAAAAUUCUUCACAUUUUGCUCCUGCUGAUUUCAUUCCUUUAUCAGAUAGUCAAUCAUCAGAUCAACUUGAUGAUGAAAUUUCAAUCUCAAACAAUUCAAUCAUUGAAGAAUCCUGGGAGGAUGAAGUGCUACGCAAAACACGGGAAUUCAACAAAUUGACUAGGGAGCAUCCCCAUGAUGAAAAAGCAUGGCUAGCCUUUGCAGAGUUCCAGGACAAGGUUGCCAGUAUGCAACGACAGAAAGGUGUUCGCCUGCAGACUCUCGAAAAGAAGAUUAGCAUACUUGAGAAGGCAACUGAGCUUAAUCCAGAUAAUGAACAGCUUUUGCUCUGUCUUAUGAAGGCCUAUCAAAAAAGGGAUAAUACUGAUGUGUUAGUUGGGAGAUGGGAAAGCAUACUUAGUCAGCAUUCAGGCAGUUAUAUGUUGUGGAAAGAAUUCUUGCAUGUUGUUCAAGGGGAGUUCUCCAGAUUUAAGGUUUCAGAUAUGAGAAAAAUGUAUGCACAUGCAAUCCAAGCUCUAUCUGCUACCUGCAGCAAGCAGUUUAGGCAGAUUCAUCAAACUAGUAAAUGUCCUGACUCUGCUAUGGUCCAUCUGGAGCUUGGUCUGGUCGAUAUAUUUCUUUCCCUCUGUAGAUUUGAGUGGCAGACUGGUCACCAGGAGUUGGCCACUGCUUUAUUUCAAGCUGAAAUUGAAUUUAGUUUGUUUUGCCCUUCUCUAUUCUUAAAUGAGCAUAGUAAGCAGAGACUAUUUAAGCACUUCUGGGAGAGUGAUGCUGCUCGAGUUGGGGAAGAAGGGGCCCUUGGUUGGUCCAUGUGGUUGGAAAAAGAAGAAGAAAAUAGGCAGAGAGUUAUGAAAGAAGAGGGUUUAGAUAAGAAUGAUGAGGGUGGUUGGACUGGCUGGUCAGAACCAUUGUCCAAAAGGAAGAAAACUAGCACAAAUAUUGCAAAUAUUGCUAACAAUGAUGUGACGGCUGAGGAGUUUGAUGAGGAAAUUGAGAACGAAGAUAUUAAGCAAGAAGAUGAUACUGAAGCUUUGCUGAAACAGUUGGGCAUUGAUGUUGAUGCUGGGGCCAGUGCUGAGGUUAAAGACACUUUGACAUGGGCUAGAUGGUCAGAAGAAGAGUCAUCAAGAGACUCUGAUCAAUGGAUGCCUGUUCGUGCAAAACCUGGUGCAGUUACUACUAUUCAUGGGACACCCGAUGGAGAAGUGGAUGGACAAUUUAUGAGAGAGAUAUUGUAUGAAGACAUAAGUGAAUACUUGUUCUCUCUGAGCUCAGCAGAGGCUCGCUUAUCUCUAGUAUUCCAGUUCAUUGAUUUUUAUGGUGGGAAAAUCUCCUCUUGGGUUUGUACCAACAGUUCCAGUUGGACUGAGAAAAUUCUUGGCCUGGAGGAGCUACCAGAUUGUAUUGGGGAAAAUAUGAGAAGACUGCAUGAUGAUUUGACCAAAUUACAGAAUAAAUCUGGUCAAUUUAGUUUGGAAUUCCUUUGGGACAGUGCGAGAGGCAUCCUUCAGAGGACUGAAAUGAUGAAAUUUCUUCGCAAUGCUGCAUUACUUUGCUUAACUGCCUUUCCCCGUAAUCAUAUAUUGGAAGAAGCUACUCUUUUGGCCGAAGAACUCUUCGUAACAAAAAUGAACUCAUCUAGCUGUUCAGUUACCCCAUGUCAGGCUUUGGCAAAGCACCUUCUAAAAUGUGAUCGGCAGGAUCUCUUGCUCUGUGGAAUCUAUGCACGUAGAGAGGCUGUGUAUGGGAAUAUGGAUCAGGCCAGGAGAGUAUUUGACAUGGCAUUGUUGUCACUUCCUGGGCUUCCAUUGGAUCUACAGGCUAAUUCUCCUCUUCUAUAUUUAUGGUAUGCUGAGGCUGAACUAGGACACAAUAAUGGUUAUAAUUUUGAAUCAUCUUCACGUGCAAUGCAUAUUCUCUCGUGCCUAGGAAGUGGUAUGACUUACGGUCCAUUUAAAUGUCAUCCAUCGAGCUUGCAACUUUUGAGAGCACGCCAAGGGUAUAAAGAAAAAAUAAGCGCAUUAAGAUCAAAAUGGAUGCGAGGUCUUGUUGAUGAUCAGUCAGUUGCCCUAGUUUGUGCAGCAGCUUUGUUUGAAGAGUUGACUGCUGGAUGGGCUGCGGGUAUUGAAAUUAUAGAUGAUGUUUUUACAAUGGUGCUUCCAGAAAGAAGAAGCCAAAGUUACUGUCUGGAAUGCCUAUUCAACUAUUACAUUAGGAUGCUUCAGAGACAUCAUGGGCAAUUUACUUUGUCCAAAGCUUGGGAGUCUGUCACACAUGGGCUGCAAAUAUAUCCUUCCAGCCCAGAACUCUUUAAUGCUUUAGUGGAGAUCAGCUGUCUUUACACAACUCCUAAUAAAUUGCGGCAGAUGUUUGAUGACUACUGUCACAAGAAACCAUCAGUUAUUGUUUGGCUUUUUGCAUUAAUAUUUGAGAUGAGUCGGAGGGGCUCUAUGCAUAGGAUCCAUGGAUUGUUUGAGAGGGCACUAGCCAAUGAUCAAUUGCAUAAUUCAGUUAUACUCUGGCGUUGGUACAUUUCAUAUGAGAUUAACAUAGUGCGCAAUCCAUCUGCAGCAAGACGAACUUUCUUUCGUGCUAUUCAUGCCUGCCCAUGGUCGAAAAAGCUAUGGCUUGAUGGUUUCCUCAAAUUAAACUCCAUCUUAACGGCAAAAGAGCUGUCAGACCUUCAAGAAGUCAUGAGGGAAAAGGAAUUGAAUAUGAGGACUGAUAUUUACGAGAUUCUUCUGCAAGAUGAGCUUGUAUAAUGAUUGGUGGUCGCAUGACCUCAAUGUAAUAUGUAACUCAAGAAAUAUGUUGUACGGAAUUAUAUGAAAAAUGUAACGAUAAUGCAAAUGUUAUUUCGAAUGUAGGGUGUAAGGCAAAUUUAGUAAGGAUUGCAAUCAGUCUUGGCUCGAGAAGUUGCAAAUUGUAUUGUUCCAAA
Messenger RNA from Theobroma cacao (cacao), 3717 nucleotides. RefSeq lists its product as uncharacterized. Gene Ontology annotation, biological process: regulatory ncRNA-mediated heterochromatin formation; negative regulation of RNA catabolic process; RNA processing. The record is from RefSeq and is a predicted model, not a curated record. NCBI's taxonomy places the organism in Eukaryota, Viridiplantae, Streptophyta, Magnoliopsida, Malvales, Malvaceae. Gene Ontology annotation, cellular component: catalytic step 2 spliceosome. Gene Ontology annotation, molecular function: protein binding.